UCUUCUCAUCAAAUACAAAGCUAUUGAUUAUCAAUAGCGAACUUGAGCGGUGAUUUCACACCGUUCAUUGCUUCGGCAAGGCAUCCGUCGGUGCCCCAGGCCAGAUGACCAACGUGGGCCGUGCACGAUCCCGUAAGGCCCUCGACUUUCACCCUCACACUUCAUUCACAUCAACUGCUUUUCUUCCUAUGCCCGCUUUGUGUCAUCUUAGAUGCCAUAGAGGUUGACUUCAAAUGUCCACCCUGGGGUGUGACUUACAAGCAUGGCGCAAGCAGGUCCUAUUACGGACAUCACACAGAGGCUCUUCACGGAGUUGAAGUCCAAGAAUGAGGAGACGCGGGUGAGAGCUGCAUACGAGCUCUACGACAACGUCCUCGCUAUCUCAAGAGACUGGGCUCCCGAGAAAUUCCUCGAAUUUUAUAAUGCAGUCAGCCAGCGCAUCGCGCAGCUCGUCGUCACUGGCAGCGACGCCAACGAAAGAAUCGGCGGUCUCCUGGCUCUUGAUCGCCUAAUCGACUUCGACGGAGUGGAUGCGGCUCAGAAAACUACUCGAUUUGCCAGUUAUCUGCGCAGUGCUCUUCGCAGCAAUGACAAUGUGGUGUUAGUGUACGCAGCUCGGUCACUUGGCCGUUUGGCUAAGCCGGGCGGGGCUCUCACGGCGGAGUUGGUUGAGAGCGAAAUUCAAUCUGCCCUCGAGUGGCUCCAGUCUGAGCGACAAGAAGCCAGGCGGUUUGCCGCCGUGCUUGUCAUUAGGGAGCUAGCUAAAGGCUCCCCAACCCUUCUCUAUGGUUUUGUCCCGCAAAUAUUCGAACUCAUCUGGGUCGCCCUCCGGGAUCCCAAAGUCCUCAUCCGAGAAACCGCGGCCGAAGCUGUCAGUGAAUGUUUUGAAAUCAUAGCUGCACGAGACAUCCAGGUUCGACAAUUGUGGUUUGCUAGAAUACACGAAGAAGCGCUUCUAGGCUUGAAAUCCAACAAUGUGGAUUGGAUACACGGAUCCCUUCUGGUUCUUAAAGAACUUCUUCUCAAGGGUGCCAUGUUUAUGAACGAACACUACCGAAACGCCUGUGAGAUCGUCCUUCGCCUCAAGGAUCACCGCGACCCAAAGAUUCGCACCCAGGUCGUUCUGACAAUCCCCAUCCUCGCAUCAUACGCCCCCGUUGACUUUACCGAAAUUUAUCUUCAUCGAUUCAUGAUUUAUUUGCAAGCACAACUGAAGAGAGAUAAGGAACGAAAUUCAGCAUUCAUUGCCAUUGGAAAGAUUGCCAAUGCCGUCGGUGUCGCCAUCGCGCAGUAUCUUGAUGGUAUCAUCAUCUAUAUAAGAGAGGGCUUGGCUAUGAAAGCACGGAAUAGAGCCGCGAUUAAUGAAGCGCCAAUGUUCGAGUGCAUCAGUAUGCUCUCCCUAGCUGUGGGGCAAGCGCUGAGCAAGUAUAUGGAGGCAUUGCUUGAUCCGAUAUUUGCUUGCGGGCUGAGCGAGUCCUUGACACAAGCGCUCGUCGAUAUGGCUCAUUAUAUCCCGCCGAUCAAGCCUAUUAUCCAAGAAAAGCUCCUGGACAUGCUGAGUAUUAUUCUCUACGGAACACCUUUUCGGCCUCUUGGAUGUCCUGAGAACAGACUCCCUCCCAUGCCAUCAUUUGCCAAGGACUUCGCCCCUCAAGAACUCCACUCCGAUGCUGAAAUUGCGUUAGCACUCCAUACGUUGGGGAGUUUUGACUUCUCCGGCCACAUUUUAAAUGAAUUCGUGCGUGAUGUUGCAAUCAACUAUGUCGACAACGACAAUUCCGAAAUCAGAAAGGCUUCAGCGCUUACUUGCUGCCAACUCUUUGUCCAUGAUCCAAUUAUCAACCAGACUAGCAGCCAUUCGAUACAGGUCGUGAGCGAAGUCAUAGACAAACUGUUGACCGUCGGAAUCGGAGACCCGGAUCCAGAAAUCCGUCGAACUGUUCUUUGGUCAUUGGACCGAAAAUUCGACCGUCACCUUGCGAGACCUGAAAACAUCCGGUGCCUCUUCUUGGCAGUCAACGAUGAAGUUUUUUCUGUCAGAGAAGCUGCAAUCUGCAUCAUCGGUCGUCUCUCGAGUGUCAACCCUGCUUACGUCUUCCCACCCUUACGAAAAUUGCUUGUUAACUUACUAACUGGCCUUGGAUUCGCAAGCACAGCUCGCCAAAAGGAAGAAAGUGCCCAGCUUAUUAGCUUGUUUGUUUCCAAUGCGACCAAGCUUAUCAGAUCGUAUGUCGAUCCAAUGGUGACUACAUUGCUCCCAAAGGCGACUGAUGCCAAUCCUGGUGUCGCAUCAACUACUCUCAAGGCCGUUGGGGAGCUUGCAAACGUCGGCGGUGGAGAAAUGAAGUUAUAUCUACCGCAGCUUAUGCCAAUCAUUUUGGAGUCGCUGCAGGAUCUUUCUUCCCAUGCGAAGCGAGAAGCGGCUUUGCGGACAUUGGGCAAACUUGCCAGCAACUCCGGAUACGUUAUAGACCCAUACCUCGAAUACCCUCAUCUACUUGCCGUACUUAUCAACAUCAUUAAGACCGAGCAAACUGGGUCUCUGCGCAAAGAGACUAUCAAGCUUCUGGGAAUUCUCGGCGCCCUUGACCCCUACAAAUAUCAACAAAUCAGUGAAACCACACCGGACAUUCAUCACAUCAAUGAAGUGCAAACGGUCUCUGAUGUCGCCCUUAUCAUGCAAGGACUCACUCCUUCCAAUGAAGAGUACUAUCCGACGGUAGUAAUCAACACGCUUAUGCAGAAUAUACUUAGAGAGAAUUCUCUGGCCCAGUAUCAUUCCGCUGUGAUUGAUGCAAUAGUCACAAUAUUCAAGACCCUAGGCUUGAAAUGCGUGCCAUUCCUUGGCCAGAUAAUUCCCGGGUUCAUAUCUGUCAUUCGAGGAUCGCCUGCUAGUCGCCUUGAAUCUUAUUUCAACCAGAUGGCAAUUUUAGUCAACAUCGUGAGACAGCAUAUCCGUGCUUUCCUUCCGGAAAUCAUUGAUGUUAUUCGCGAAUUCUGGGAUGUCUCACACCAAGUGCAGGCCACAAUUCUAUCACUCGUGGAAGCCAUCGCCAAAUCAUUGGAAGGUGAAUUCAAGAAGUACCUUGCCGGACUUAUUCCGCCGAUGCUGGAUACCCUUGAAAAGGACAGUACACAGCGUCGGCAGCCAUCGGAGAGGAUUCUCCAUACUUUCUUGAUAUUUGGCACAAGUGGCGAGGAGUACAUGCACCUGAUUGUUCCGUCUAUUGUGCGACUUUUUGAUAGAACCCAAAACCCGCCAAGCAUCCGGAAGUCUGCCAUCGAUAGCUUGACCAAGCUGUCACGUCAGGUUAAUGUUUCUGAUUUUGCAUCUCUAAUGGUCCACUCCUUGUCUCGAGUGGUCGCUGGAACUGAUCGUACAUUGCGGCAAUCUGCGAUGGAUUGUAUCUGCGCUCUCAUCUUCCAGCUUGGACAGGAUUUCACUCACUACAUACAUCUUCUCAACAAGACUCUCAAAAGUCAGCAAAUAAACCAUGUCAACUAUCAAAUAUUAGUGACAAAAUUACAAAAAGGAGACCCCCUCCCACAAGACUUGAACCCCGACGAGAAUUAUGGGACUAUGGCGGAUGAAUCCAAUUUUGCUGAAAUCGGCCAGAAGAAAAUGGUGGUUAAUCAGCAGCAUCUCAAGAACGCUUGGGAUGCCUCCCAGAAAUCCACUCGAGAGGACUGGCAAGAAUGGAUACGCCGUUUCAGCGUUGAGUUAUUGAAAGAGUCGCCAUCACCGGCACUAAGAGCGUGCGCUAGUUUGGCCGGAAUUUAUCAACCCCUUGCAAGGGACCUUUUCAACGCCGCCUUCGUUUCCUGCUGGACUGAGUUGUACGAUCAAUACCAGGAAGAACUGGUUAGGUCCAUUGAGAAGGCCCUCACUUCACCUAAUAUCCCUCCCGAGAUUUUGCAAAUUCUUCUCAACCUUGCUGAGUUCAUGGAACAUGACGAUAAAGCUCUUCCAAUUGAUAUUCGCACACUUGGCAAGUAUGCUGCGAAGUGUCACGCAUUUGCCAAGGCUCUUCAUUAUAAGGAACUUGAGUUUGAACAAGACCAGAAUUCAGGAGCUGUUGAGGCAUUGAUCACCAUCAACAACCAACUCCAACAAUCCGAUGCUGCCAUCGGUAUCCUCCGCAAAGCUCAAGCCUAUCGUGAUGUAGAGCUCAAGGAAACCUGGUUCGAAAAGCUUCAACGUUGGGAGGAAGCUCUUGCUGCCUAUAAACGACGUGAGAAGGUCGAUCCCGACUCGUUUGGAGUUACGAUGGGCAAAAUGAGGUGUUUACACGCUCUCGGCGAAUGGAAGGUGCUGUCUGAUCUUGCCCAAGAAAAGUGGAACCAAGCGUCACUCGAACAUCGCAGAGCCAUUGCCCCUCUCGCCGCAGCAGCAGCGUGGGGUCGGGGCCAGUGGGAAUUGAUGGAUUCUUACUUGGGUGUCAUGAAAGAACAAUCUCCGGAUCGAUCAUUCUUUGGAGCUAUUCUUGCCAUUCACCGCAAACAAUUUGAUGAGGCAACCAUGUACAUCGAGAAGGCACGGAAUGGGUUGGACACUGAACUAUCAGCUCUUCUCGGGGAGUCUUACAACCGUGCCUAUAAUGUUGUUGUCCGUGUUCAGAUGCUUGCCGAGCUCGAGGAAAUCAUCACAUACAAGCAAAACAUCGGCGAUCCCGAAAAGCAGGAUGCCAUGCGCAAAACUUGGAACAAACGUUUACUCGGAUGUCAGCAGAAUGUCGAAGUGUGGCAGCGUAUGCUCAAGGUUAGGGCACUUGUCACUUCGCCUCGCGAGAAUCUUGACAUGUGGAUCAAAUUCGCUAAUCUCUGCCGCAAAUCCAACCGCAUGGGCCUUGCCGAGCGAUCUCUUGCUUCACUAGAAACAGUUGUCUCGGACAGUCAAGGCACACGGGCUAUUACUCCGCCGGAAGUCACUUAUGCUCGGUUGAAGUUCAGCUGGGCCACUGGGCGUCAAGUAGAGGCUCUCCAGAUGCUGAAGGAGUUCACUACUAACCUGACGGAUGACUUUUCGAAAUUCAAUACCUUAAUGAUAUCGCAAGCGGAACAUAAUGGAAUGAACGGCGUGAACGGAAUCGCCGAUCCAAACCAUACGGACAUCAUGGGCCUGCGUGAGCGCAUUGGCGACGUAGCCAAGUUUAGGAGACUUCUUGCUAAGAGCUAUCUCCGACAAGGAGAAUGGCAGACCAGUUUACAACGCGGUGAUUGGAAGCCGGAGCAUGUGCGGGAAGUUCUCAACGCAUAUUCUGCUGCUACUAAGUACAACCGUGACUCGUACAAAGCGUGGCAUUCGUGGGCGCUGGCGAACUUCGAAGUCGUUACAACUAUCGCCAGUCAGGCCAGCAGGGAUGGCGCGACAAUGGUUAUGGUCCCAGCUCAUAUUGUGACUGAACAUGUGAUACCUGCUAUCCGUGGUUUCCUUCGGUCCAUUUCCCUAUCGUCGACAUCGUCACUGCAGGACACUUUGAGAUUACUGACCCUUUGGUUUACCCAUGGAGGUGAUCAAGAAGUCAACAGUGUCGUUACAGAAGGUUUCACGGCUGUGAAUAUUGAUACUUGGCUCGCCGUUACUCCUCAACUUAUAGCACGUAUCAACCAGCCUAAUAUCAGAGUACGAAGUGCCGUUCAUAGAUUACUGGCCGAGGUUGGAAAAACUCAUCCUCAGGCCCUGGUGUAUCCUUUGACGGUUGCUAUGAAGUCCAAUGUCACUAGGCGGUCUCAAUCGGCUAGUAACAUCAUGGACAACAUGCGACAACACAGUGCAAAACUGGUUGAACAAGCAGAUCUCGUGAGCAAUGAAUUGAUCCGAGUUGCAGUCUUGUGGCACGAACUUUGGCAUGAAGGCUUGGAGGAAGCCUCCCGUCUUUACUUCGGUGACCACAACGUGGAGGGGAUGUUUGCAACACUUGCGCCGCUCCACGAGAUGCUUGACAAGGGCGCAGAAACCCUGCGUGAAGUGUCUUUUGCACAAGCCUUCGGACGUGAUCUCGCGGAGGCGAAACACUACUGCAUGUUGUAUCGUGAAACCGAGGAGAUCGGCGAUCUGAACCAAGCUUGGGAUCUCUAUUACACCGUGUUCAGAAAGGUUAGCCGACAGCUUCCACAGCUGUCCAUUCUCGACUUGAAAUACGUAUCUCCCAGACUUAAAGACUGCACCGACCUUGAUCUUGCUGUUCCAGGAACCUAUCAGAGCGGCAGACCAAUCAUCCGGAUCAUCAGUUUUGACCCUAUCCUACAUGUUCUUCAAACCAAGAAGCGGCCACGAAGGAUGACGCUAAAGGGCAGUGAUGGAAACUCCUACAUGUAUGCUCUUAAGGGACAUGAGGAUAUCCGACAAGAUGAGCGGGUGAUGCAGCUGUUUGGUCUUGUUAAUACCCUUCUUGACAACGACGGUGAGAGCUUCAAGCGUCACCUUUCUGUGCAGCGAUUCCCUGCCAUUCCUCUGUCCCAGAGCUCAGGUCUUCUGGGAUGGGUCUCCAACAGUGACACGCUACACGCGCUGAUUAAGGAAUACCGUGAGAGUCGUCGUAUCUUGUUGAACAUUGAGCACCGCAUCAUGCUUCAGAUGGCACCAGAUUACGAUAAUUUGACACUCAUGCAAAAGGUAGAGGUCUUCGGAUAUGCCAUGGACAACACUACUGGCAAGGAUCUUUAUCGCGUUCUCUGGCUCAAGAGUAAAAGCUCCGAGGCCUGGCUCGAGCGACGAACAAACUACACUCGGUCAUUGGGUGUCAUGUCCAUGGUCGGUUAUAUCCUCGGUCUGGGCGAUCGUCAUCCGUCCAACUUGCUUCUUGAUCGGGUCACUGGCAAGGUGGUUCACAUUGACUUUGGCGAUUGCUUUGAGGUUGCUAUGCACCGUGAGAAGUAUCCAGAGCGAGUGCCUUUCCGACUUACUCGUAUGUUGACCUUCGCAAUGGAAGUUAGCAAUAUCGAGGGAAGCUAUCGGAUUACUUGCGAGGCGGUCAUGCGUGUUAUCAGAGAGAACAAGGAUUCUUUGAUGGCUGUUCUGGAAGCGUUCAUUCAUGACCCGCUUAUCAACUGGCGUCUCGGAGUCCGUGAAUCUCCAGAUCGACUUGCCUUCACAGGCGAACGUCGACAGUCGGUGAUUAACAACGUCAACAUGGAUCACGGCGUCCAACCCAGCAACUUUUCACGCCACCGCAGGCCAUCCAUUUUGGAGGGCGGCAUUCUUGAUGCUCAGGAGGGUAUUCCCAACGAAGCCCGGGAGGCCCAAAAUGCUCGAGCAUUGCAAGUACUCGCUCGGGUUAAGGAGAAGCUCACGGGACGAGACUUCAAGUCGUUCGAGGAGCUCAAUGUGAGUGACCAAGUCGACAAGCUUCUCGCCCAGGCGACCAGCGUCGAAAACAUAUGCCAGCAUUGGAUUGGAUGGUGCAGUUUCUGGUGAUUGUUUCUAAAAUUUAAUGCCUUUCUGGAGUCUCGUGGCGCAGGAAGGUGUGGUAUGACGGAUCUUGCAUGGCGUGGUAUAUUCGCUUUGUAUGUAGACUUACGUUUUCUGUUUCUGCUUUUUUCUCUCUUUCUUUCUCUUUUUCCACGUUAUUUCCCCUUCAAGUAUCUGUCUAUUCCUUUUCUCUUUCCUGCUUUUCUUCCUGUAUAAUCUGUCCCUGCUUGGAGAGGCAAACGUGGGCAUUUCGGGGCAUUGCAUUUUCACAUGCCUGCUGUGGAUUAAUUGUUACAUGGAGAACGAUGGAUAUGAAUGAACGAUAGACCAUCUAGUUAUCAUUGAUUGUCAAUUGCACUAAUCGGUAAUUAUUCCUGG
This is a messenger RNA of Aspergillus wentii DTO 134E9, 7789 nucleotides long. RefSeq names its product putative TOR pathway phosphatidylinositol 3-kinase TorA (gene tor). Gene Ontology annotation, molecular function: protein serine/threonine kinase activity; protein binding; protein-containing complex binding. Gene Ontology annotation, cellular component: TORC2 complex; TORC1 complex; nucleus. The record is from RefSeq and is a predicted model, not a curated record. Bases 263 to 7417 code for a protein of 2384 amino acids. The transcript is spliced from 4 exons. NCBI's taxonomy places the organism in Eukaryota, Fungi, Ascomycota, Eurotiomycetes, Eurotiales, Aspergillaceae. Gene Ontology annotation, biological process: negative regulation of macroautophagy; TOR signaling; protein phosphorylation.